CAUUUACAGCAUUUGAACCAAUGCCAGCAACCCUGCGGCUAUGCUGCCACACCGUGACAGUCUCAACGGUGCGCGUCUUGCUGGAGAUCGUCUGCGAGCUGGCCACCUCGCCUUCCUGUUCCACGAUGUCGUGGGACGCCACCGCGCUGGUGGUCACAGUGGUGGCUGCAAGUGGUGGCGCCCACUGGCCCCGGCCCCUCGUCCACCUGCAUUCAAAUCAAUGCCAGCAACACUGCGGCUACGCGGCCAUACCGUGACAGUAUCAACGGUGCGCGUCUUGCUGGAGAUCGUCUGCGAGCUGGCCACCUCGCCUUCCUGUUCCACGAUGUCGUGGGGUGGCACCGCGUUGGUGGUCACAGUGGUGGCUGCAAGUGGUGGUGCCGACUUGCCACGGCCCUUCGUCCACCUGAUUCGCGGGUAUGGGCGACGGCAGACGGAGUGCAAGAAGACCACUUUUGUGUUCACACUCACCAAAGACUCACAGGCCUGCUUCAUUCAAACGGAAACAUGAAUGGUUACCGCGAGACUUGAAACGAUUCGCGGGUAUCGGAGCCAGCAGACGGAGUGCAAGACCAAUUUUCUGCUCGCAUUCACCCAAGAACCACAGGCCUGCUUCAUUCAAACGGAAGCAUGAUUGGUUACCGCAAGACUGGACACGGUGAGCUCAAGAGAACAAGGCUUGUGAGAUGAAAGCUAUGCGAAAA
Messenger RNA from Dermacentor silvarum, 704 nucleotides. RefSeq lists its product as uncharacterized. The record is from RefSeq and is a predicted model, not a curated record. The transcript has 4 exons. Bases 41 to 511 code for a protein of 156 amino acids. Lineage: Eukaryota; Metazoa; Arthropoda; Arachnida; Ixodida; Ixodidae.